Molecule: messenger RNA, 1075 nt
Organism: Boeremia exigua
Lineage: Eukaryota; Fungi; Ascomycota; Dothideomycetes; Pleosporales; Didymellaceae
Exons: 2
Coding region: 1-1059 (352 amino acids)
Source: RefSeq, a predicted model, not a curated record
AUGGGCGUUCUUACCUCGAAGCCGCUGCAGCGGGCAGAUACACCAUUCACAAGCGAACGGAAAAAGCACUUUGAAAAACUUCGACGAGAAAACGUCCCACGAUAUCUCUUCCGAGCGUGGUCGAGUAAAAGCGGUGGAGGGCCAGAGCGCGUCAUAAACAGCAAAACGCAGGUUGUUCCUCGACUGUUCUUACCCGCAAAUUCGUAUCGCGCGCGGGAGUUCUACGCGCUCACCGAGCGAGAAGCGCUCGAUAUGGCGACCAGGCAUUACACCUAUAGCUACGAUGUGAUCUCCGGAUUCAGCUCCUGGUCAGCAUCUCUGCAUCUCGUAUUGUGCUAUGCGCAAUCAAUGGUGGACAGGGGCUUCAGAGACGUCCACGUCUCCGUCAUGGACACGCAGGACCUGGACUAUGAGGUUCUUGUUUGGCAAUGUGCGCAUUUGCUCGGCUCUGGACAGCAUGAGUUUCUCGCCUACGGGCCUGUGCAAGGACGCGGCUACAGAGCUGUACGAUAUUCUGUCUUGGUCCUCCAAGGCAUCUACGGUCUUCUGCCACAGCUGCAGGACGGAUCGUAUCGAUCGCAGGCUACACUGUUCCAGUUCGGAUACGGCAUCAGGUCCCAGACUUUCAAGAAAGCAAUACAGCCCGUUACUCUCGAGCAGUUGGAAACCGCUGGACGUAUAGCUCGUAUGUUUGGCCCGCAGAUCUUCCCGGUACUCACAGCAUUGUUAUGUUUGGUGCCUCGCCCCUGGCUUAGAUCUCGUUCUGGGAUAACUUUCACGCUGCGAGAGCAGAUCAAGUGCAGUAUCGAACGAGCAGGAGCGCUGCAUAUCCUAAAAGGUCUGAAGCCUGAGCUCUGGCAUAAGUCAGGCUACGUGCAAGCGAAGGAUUUCCCCGAUGUUCAGCAGUGGAUUAGGCUGCAGCGCGUGCUUGUAGAGGAAUACGGUCUGCACGAGGCCAACAUUGAUACGGUUGUAGUGUUUCAAGGCAGAUGUCAGCGGUCUCUAUACCAUGUUGAAGGGGCAAUAGAAAAUAGCACGUGGGCACUCCGGACUCAUUAGGUCCAAAAGGUUCAGC